AUGAUCGGCGAAUUGGGUCAGCUUUUGGUCUCAACCAGGUUUUCAAGCAUCUACCGGAAGGGCGAUCGAGCCAUCAAAGUUACAUCAACGGGAUCUGUAGUAAAACCACACGAUCCAACGACCGAACUUGCACUGUUACGUAGACUACAAGAACCAGGAAACCCGUUUAUUAUUGAACUGCUAAGCUUCGACACGAAACAAGGUGAUGUGAUACUGCAGUUCCCUUAUAUCGAACUGAACCUAUAUCAAUACUUGCUAGAACAAUACCAGAAACGAUGCUGGAAUCCGUACCUUCUGGAUGGGGAUAAAAGUACGCAAGGAUCCCAACGCAUCAACAAGCUGCCCCUACAGCAAGCAGUUGGGUUUUUCCAGCAACUGGCCAAAGCUCUCCAGUACAUUCAUUCCAAGGGCAUCAUACACCGCGAUGUGAAACUGCAGAAUGUUUUGGUCGACGUAAACUCUGGAAGUACGGUGCCGCGUUUGGUAAUAAUCGAUUUCGGCAUCGCAUAUCAUCCAGAAGUCUCCGAGGAGACUCCCAAUAACAAAAUCACCGAUGUGUCCACGUCCAUCUACAAGGCUCCGGAGUUGCUAUUCAGCGUCAAGAACUACACCGGCGCUGUGGACGUCUGGGCGUUGCUGGUGGUGGUGUCGCAGUUCUUUCAGACUAGCAGUGCAAGCGAGAAGUUCGUCCCAGCGUUUGUGGACGAUGGAUCUGAAGAACUGGAAGAGGGCAGCGAUAUUCGCUUGAUCUCGUCUAUUUUCCACAGCCUGGGCAUCCCGACGCUGCAACAGUGGCCAGAGGUCCGAGACCACGGUUCUCCCGCAUUUGAAGGUAUGUUUGGAGCGUCUGGCGAUGGUCGCUACCUUGUGAACCAGUCACAGACAGAUCAACGAGAAAAGUGCCUGCACCUGUUUCCGCGACUGCAAGAGGUUUCCGAGCCCUCCAAAACGCACCUGGUAGACUGUUUGUUGCGAAUGAUGCCGUUUGAGUCCUCUAAGAGAACCACAGCCGGCGAAAUUGUGACGCUUCUACAUGAGUGCAACGGGCAGAUCUAG
Messenger RNA from Lachancea meyersii CBS 8951, 1056 nucleotides. The record is from the annotation of a GenBank genome assembly. Lineage: Eukaryota; Fungi; Ascomycota; Saccharomycetes; Saccharomycetales; Saccharomycetaceae.